Dentiscutata erythropus is the source of this 639-nucleotide messenger RNA. NCBI's taxonomy places the organism in Eukaryota, Fungi, Glomeromycota, Glomeromycetes, Diversisporales, Gigasporaceae. The record is from the annotation of a GenBank genome assembly.
AUGCAUGACGAAAUAAUUUAUCAUUUGGAAAAUUCUGAACAAUUUUGGAUUGAAUUGGAUGAUAUCUUAGCCCAAGGUCAGCAAAAUCAAGAUACAGCAAAAAGGGCGAUAGAUGCAUACGUCAAUUUUGUCUCAAAAUUUCAAGAUGAAUACUUGGAAACAGAUUCGCAACUAGCCCAGUGUUUCUAUAAUCUUCUGAGUUCGCCAAUGUAUAAAACAUUUCCUAACUUAAUAAUUGAACGUAUGAUACAUCAUGCAACAACAUGCAACGAAUUGAAAGAAUUAUGGGUGAUCUUUAAUAUUUUGUAUCUUGCGGGGAAGAGUAAUCUAGCAGUAUUUAAAUUAAUGGUUCGUCCACAAGAGCAUGAUUUCAUUUUGAAGUUGAAGGAACAUAUUUGUGAUCUAGAGAAAGAACGUAGAGUGCAGCAAAUUGCUGUGAAUCUAAUGUUUGAAAUUUGUCGCGGUCAGCGUAUAUCACAAAAUAUACUAAGUAUUUUUAAUGAUAAAUUUUUCGACUAUCUCCUUAAUCUGGUAGAGAAUACAAGAGAUGAAGAGGAUGAGACUUUUAAUUAUUCGAUUAUUCAUUUAAUGGUAAGUAUUAGCUCUCCAGAAAAGAUUUAUUUCGAUUUUCUGACAUAA